AUGAUAGGAAAUACUUUAUUUUCAGCCAUAGAUGGAAGAAACUCCUCUCCAUUGCCAAAUUUGGACUAUGUUGAUACUCAACAUAUCUACAAUUAUACACCAAAGAUUACACGAAAAAAUCAUGGGACUAGUGGCUUAAUAGUUGAUGAUAUAAGAAGGUCUGACAUAUUUGAUGAUCCUAAUGGCUUUAUCCGCCAUAUGUCUAGCACUUCACUAGGCGCUCCGGAAUUAUCUAAAUUCGAAUCAAACGUUUAUAUAAGCAGAUAUUUGAGCACUUCAGAAUGUAUCUCACUCUUGUCUUCACAUUGCCAACGCAUAAUGCUGAACUAUCACAGCCGUGUUUCUUCACUUUUUGCAAGUAGGAUUAAAGAUGUAACUCUUUCUCAGCUAAAUGAUAUCGGAUUAUUUUCAAGCGACCAUAUGAGAUCAUUGACUAUAAUUUCUAUUUGUGGUCGUUAUCAUAAAUUGAUUAAAUCCAAUAAUGAUGAUUCUUGUGUUGAACCAAAUAUUUUCCCGUAUGCAAUAAAGCUUUUGCGCCUAAUAUAUGCAUCAGUUGCAAACACCUGUAGUAAACCUGGGACCGGGAAUAUUGAAGAAUGCCAGUUUUUCUACCAAUUUUUGAAAAGAGGUACUACAUCUAUGAAUAUCAAUGGUAAUUUUGAAGGACAAACUCCACAACGUAUAACCCUUUUAUACUCAAUCGCCUUGCAUCUAAUAGAUAUUGCAUUAUACAAUAGUAACGAAACGACUAUUGAUGAUUAUAAUAUAAGUGACAUAAUUUCAUACACAAUUUGCUCUUUUGUAGAAGGCUUACUAAAGAAUGGUGAUGACGUGCUUGGAGAUGGUGAAGGGCUAUUUAGAAAAACGAGAUUCGUUCCGGAAAUUGGUACUCUGUCUGAUCUGUUCUCAAAGCACUUUAGUGUAUUAAAUGGAUUUUUGUCACAUGGGUGUACUAUGACGAACAAGUCUCUUUUGAUAAAGUGCAUAAAUGUGGUCAUUCAUAAUCUGGAGGGCACAAGGAAAAGGCAUCCUAUUCUGAUUUGGGCAUAUAUUAUUCUUAUGCGUUUAUGCCCGAAUGAAAUAUCGGACAAUUCCUUUAAAAUCCCAAAGCAUUUGUUUGACAUAAUUGUCCACACGAAAAAUGUCUUGCAACUUAAAUCUGUUACUGAUGCUCUCGAAUUUUGCCUCCAAAACAGCAAGUUUUCGCAACAUGUUAGAGACAAUAUGAAUCCAAACAGUGUUAUUUCCAUAUUUGUCAUACAUGUAAGCGGAUUGAUAAAGCAUAAAAUGGCGGAUGCUGUUGUUAUUAUUUUAAGUCUCUUCAAUACGAUAUUAGACAAUUUUAGCAAAAUUUUGAGCAAAAUUUCUAACAUACUAUCUGGAGCGAACAAUUCUGACAUAGUAUUAGCCUCUGUAGAGAUAUUUUUUAAUACAUGUUUAUUUGGGAAAGGAAUAUUGCAGUCUACCUUAUGUAUAACGUUCUAUAAGCUGCUCUCCUCUGGUGAUAUCACAAAAUGUUUGGCUUCUAACGCUAGAAUUAUGAGACUUCAGGCGCUUUUAUCCGCUCUGGGUUUACUUGAUAAAGGAGGUAUAGAUUUAUCAAUGGAUAGGGAUAUACCAGUGUAUGAAACUGCCGGAAGAUUGGCUCUGUUAUAUGCAUUUGUGAAAGCUGGUGCCUUGCCAGAUAUACUAAAGAUACUAAGUAGGAAAUUUAAAGCUCAAAAUAUCUUGAUAGAGCUACGGAAUUCUGUAAUCGGAUAUACACAGAAUACUGAAUCACUUCUGGAGGUGUUUUGUACCGGAGAGCUUCCUAAUCGUCUACUGGCACAUGAUGUCUUGUCUGCCUCUGCUGGGAAAAAUUUAGAUAUACUACCUCGACCAGGAGCCAGUGAUCCCUUUAUUUUCUUCUGUUCUUCCUUUGCAACAGCACUUACAAAAUAUCCUGCAUUAUCUCAUAUCUUAUCGCAAUACUCUUGUCAUUAUACGGAAAUGUGCACCCCUAGUGAGUUUUUGCGCAGUGCAUUACAAUCAGAGAAUCCAUACUUCAAUCAAAAGGCGGCUUUGCUACUUUUCAUACAUUUUAUACUUUCAUCAUUGUAUGAGGUUUGUGAUGUCUCGAAACAAAAUGUGAUGAAUUCGCUAUUGCACAAUACUGUAGCAAACAAAUAUCGCAAGGAGGUUGAAAAACGACAAAAAUAUAAAGAAGAAUAUGAAGAGAGUAUGAAAAGGAUUAAAAAAGAGCAUGCAGAGAAAUAUGAACUCUACAAGGUCGAAAUCGGGAAGUUACAGGACGCAUUCAAUGCCAAACAGGCAAAGGUACAAAAUUUGGAGAGUAAAAUAUCUUUAUUAACUAGCAAGUGUGGAAAUAUGGAAAGAGAAUACUCUAGAGUCUCUGCUGAAAAGGAACAGAUAAUUGAACAUCUUAGACAAACAAAGGAACAAAAUAUAUCCCAAGAAACUGAGAUCAAUAAAAUGAAGGAAGUUGUAAAUGACUACAAUAUUGUCUCUGCAAAACUCAAAAAGUAUCAAUCUGAUAUUGAAAAGGCAACUCGUGAAUUAAAUAAACAAAAUUUUGAGUUGGAGAAUCUUUAUCGCAUGUUGAUAUAUUUAGCCCACCAAUACAACAAUACCGUUUCCCUUCUGGAGAAAGAAAAGGAAGUUAGUAACAAGUACAAAGUCCAAAACACACAGUACAAAACAAAGAUGGAAGAACAAGACAAUCUUGUAAGAGUCAAAGAUCAUAAACUGAAUGAACUUAUGACCCGCAAGAAUACUCUUGAGACUGAAAUAACACGUUUAAGUGAUGAAGUUACAAGGAAGGAUAGUUUACUGCAUGAUUCUAAUAAAAGAGUUCAAGAGUUACAAGAAAAUGUAAAUCAACUCAAUUAUACUUUGCAUAAGCGUGAAGAUUAUUGUCAGCAGAUUAAACAACAACUUGAAGAAAAGGAGCGGGAACUAACCGAAAGAAGGAGGCAAUUAAACACAAUCGCAUCGGCGUGUAAUUCGCACGUAUACUAA
This is a messenger RNA of Theileria equi strain WA, 3018 nucleotides long. RefSeq lists its product as hypothetical. The record is from RefSeq and is a predicted model, not a curated record. Lineage: Eukaryota; Apicomplexa; Aconoidasida; Piroplasmida; Theileriidae. The transcript has a single exon. The coding region runs from base 1 to 3018 and encodes 1005 amino acids.